Molecule: messenger RNA, 450 nt
Organism: Drosophila montana
Lineage: Eukaryota; Metazoa; Arthropoda; Insecta; Diptera; Drosophilidae
Exons: 2
Coding region: 1-450 (149 amino acids)
Source: RefSeq, a predicted model, not a curated record
AUGACUACAGACAAAGAUACAGAUACAAAGAAUGCAUGUAACGCAUUCCUUAGCCUCGCACUGGCCUCUUGCCUGCUGGCCCUGGCCGCUGCCGAUGUCUCCCACCUGCCGCUGGAGCAGCUCGAGCAGCACCUGGAACACGAACAUCACUAUGGCUAUGACUAUCCCAAGCCGGUAGUGCCAUUUGUCAUAGCCAGCACGACGACGGCUGCGCCUACGCCCGCGCCCACCUACCUGCCACCGCCACCAGCCACGCCCGCUCCCACCUACCUGCCACCGCCGCCACCCACACCUGUGCCCACCUACCUGCCACCCCCACCGGCUACCACCACAACGACGACGCCUGCCCCGACGCCCGCGCCCACCUAUCUGCCGCCGAUCAUUGUGCCAGAGCCGGAGCCAGAGCCGGGCUAUCACUAUGACGCACCCGCCGAGCCCUUCAUAUUCUAA